This is a messenger RNA of Gorilla gorilla gorilla (western lowland gorilla), 3061 nucleotides long. RefSeq names its product PML-RARA regulated adaptor molecule 1 (gene PRAM1). Gene Ontology annotation, biological process: T cell receptor signaling pathway; integrin-mediated signaling pathway; protein localization to plasma membrane. The record is from RefSeq and is a predicted model, not a curated record. The transcript is spliced from 10 exons. Gene Ontology annotation, cellular component: plasma membrane. Gene Ontology annotation, molecular function: protein binding. The coding region runs from base 759 to 2927 and encodes 722 amino acids. NCBI's taxonomy places the organism in Eukaryota, Metazoa, Chordata, Mammalia, Primates, Hominidae.
AUUAGCCGGGAGUGGUGGCACAUGCAUGUAAUUCCAGCUACUCAGGAGACUGAGGCAGGACAAUUGCUUGAACCUGGGAGGCGGAGGUUGCAGUGAGUCGAGAUUGCGCCAUUACACUCCAGCCUGGGCAACAAAGUGAGACCCCGUCUCAAAAAAAAAAGAAAAGAAAGAAACUAGUGACCAUGUUAGGAACAUGCGGGCAACCAAUGCCCCAAGCUUGGGACAGUAGCAGGCAGGACAGGAAUUCAAGGGAAAUAGAAGUGCCCGGCAGGGGUCAGGGGCAGUGGCUCACACCUGUAAUCCCAGCACUUUGGUAGGCCGAGGCGGACUGAUCCCUUGAGGUCAGGAGUUUGAGACCAGCCUGCCCAACAUGGUGAAACCCCUUCUCUACUAAAGAUACAAAAAGUAGCCAGGAGCGGUGGUGCAUGCCUGUAAUCCCAGCUACUCAGGAGGUUGAUGCAAAAGAAUUGCCUGAACCCGGGAGGCAGAGGUUGCAGUGAGCCGAGAUGGCACCAUGGCACUCCAGCCUGGGCGACGAGCAAGACUCAGUCUCAAAAAAAAAGAAGUGGCUGGCAGGAUCUGGAGACAGACUGGAGCCUCCCCACCUCCUUCCCUUCCUCCUCUGCCCUCCCCCGCCCCACCUCUAGCAGCCCCCACCCUGUGUGCUGACCGUGGAGCAGAAGCCACAGUCACUUCCUGAAGGCAGCGGCCCCAGCUCGGGUCCCACUCAUCCCGUGGCCCAUCACCUGCCUGCAGCCAUGGAGAGCCAUCAGGACUUCCGGAGCAUCAAAGCAAAGUUCCAGGCCUCUCAGCCGGAGCCCAGCGACCUGCCCAAAAAACCCCCGAAGCCUGAGUUCAGUAAACUCAAGAAGUUCUCCCAGCCUGAGCUAAGCGAGCACCCCAAGAAGGCCCCGCUGCCUGAGUUUGGUGCAGUGUCCUUGAAGCCCCCGCAGCCUCAGUUCACUGACCUCCCCAAGAAGCCCCCGCCGCCUGAGUUCACUGACCUCCCUAAGAAGCUCCUGCCGCCUCAGUUCACUGACCUCCCCAAGAAGCCCCCGCCGCCUGAGGUCAGUGACCUCCCCAAGAAGCCCCCGCCACCUGAGGUCACUGACCUCCCCAAGAAGCCCCCGCCGCCUGAGGUCACUGACCUCCCCAAGAAGCCCCCGCCGCCUGAGGUCACUGACCUCCCCAAGAAGCCCCCGCCGCCUGAGGUCACAAACGUCCCCAAGAAGCCCCCGCCGCCUGAGGUCACUGACCUCCCCAAGAAGCCGUCCAAACUGGAGUUGAGUGACCUCUCCAAGAAGUUCCCACAGCUGGAGGCCACUCCAUUUCCAAGGAAGCCCCUGCAGCCUGAGGUCGGUGAGGCCCCUUUGACGGCCUCGCUGCCGGAGCCUGGUGCGCCGGCCCGGAAACCCCUGCAGCCCGACGAACUCAGUCACCCCGCCAGACCCCCCUCCGAACCCAAAUCCGGAGCAUUCCCCAGGAAGCUCUGGCAACCCGAGGCCGGUGAGGCUACCCCGAGGUCCCCGCAGCCUGAGUUGAGUACCUUUCCCAAGAAGCCUGCGCAGCCUGAGUUCAACGUGUACCCCAAAAAGCCUCCGCAGCCUCAGGUCGGUGGCCUCCCUAAGAAGUCCGUGCCGCAGCCUGAGUUCAGCGAGGCCGCUCAGACUCCCCUCUGGAAGCCUCAGUCCAGCGAGCCGAAGCGCGACUCCAGCGCCUUUCCCAAAAAGGCCUCCCAGCCUCCGCUGAGUGACUUUCCCAAGAAGCCUCCGCAGCCUGAGCUUGGGGACCUCACCAGGACCUCCUCAGAGCCCGAAGUCAGCGUGCUUCCCAAGAGGCCGCGGCCGGCCGAAUUCAAAGCGCUCUCCAAGAAGCCCCCGCAGCCCGAGCUGGGCGGCCUCCCCAGGACCUCCUCAGAGCCCGAGUUCAACUCACUCCCCAGGAAGCUGCUGCAGCCGGAGCGCCGGGGGCCACCCCGCAAGUUCUCACAGCCUGAGCCCAGCGCUGUCCUCAAGAGACACCCGCAGCCUGAGUUCUUCGGUGAUCUCCCUCGAAAGCCUCCACUCCCCAGCUCCGCUUCCGAGAGCUCACUGCCUGCGGCCGUGGCCGGCUUCAGCUCCCGGCACCCGCUCAGCCCUGGGUUUGGAGCCGCUGGGACACCUCGCUGGAGGUCAGGAGGCCUGGUUCACAGUGGAGGGGCCAGGCCAGGCCUCAGACCCAGCCAUCCACCCCGGCGGAGGCCUCUGCCCCCUGCCAGCAGCCUGGGACCCCCUCCAGCCAAGCCCCCGCUGCCCCCGGGGCCCGUGGAUAUGCAGAGCUUUCGGAGACCCUCUGCAGCAUCCAUAGAUCUACGGAGGACCAGCUCGGCCGCUGGGCUCCACUUCCAGGACCGACAGCCUGAAGACAUCCCGCAGGUCCCAGAUGAGAUCUACGAGCUGUAUGACGACGUGGAACCCAGAGAUGACUCCAGCCCCAGCCCCAAGGGCAGAGAUGAAGCGCCCUCAGUUCAGCAAGCCGCCAGGAGGCCACCACAAGACCCAGCGCUCAGGAAGGAGAAGGAUCCCCAGCCACAGCAGUUGCCACCCAUGGACCCAAAGUUGCUGAAGCAGCUGAGGAAGGCAGAGAAGGCCGAGAGGGAGUUCCGGAAGAAGUUCAAGUUUGAAGGGGAGAUCGUGGUUCACACGAAGAUGAUGAUCGACCCCAACGCUAAGACACGUCGUGGGGGUGGCAAGCACCUCGGGAUCCGGCGCGGGGAGAUCCUGGAGGUGAUCGAGUUCACCAGCAAUGAGGAGAUGCUGUGCCGGGACCCCAAAGGCAAAUAUGGCUACGUGCCCAGAACAGCGCUCCUGCCCCUGGAGACGGAGGUGUACGAUGAUGUCGACUUCUGCGACCCCCUGGAAAACCAACCACUCCCCCUGGGACAGUAAGACCGGUAGGCGUGGGGCCAGGACAGCCAGCCAGCCCAGCACCUGCUCACCCAGGAGCCCUGGAUCCCGGCGUGGGAAAGUCACAGAGCUGCCCAGGCUUGUACCUGGCCACAUAAAGCACCAGUUUAAAGCAG